GGGGGUGGAGGCGGGCUGUUACGGAGAAAUCAGUCCCUUCAGCCCUGUGGUGCAUACCGCUCUUCUCCUCAGGAUACACACUGGACUGUGUGAGCGUGAUUAAAGAGAGGAUCCACAUCAUCAACUGUACACAUCCCACAAAGGGAACAGGCACAAGCAAAAAUGGAAGAUUUCUACUACGACGACGAGGACUCCGGCUUAAAUGAAAGCUAUGAUUACAGUUAUGAGCACAGCGUUUGUGACAAGGAGGAGGUGCGCUCUUUCGCCGCCGUCUUCCUCCCCGUCAUCUACGCCCUGGCUCUGGUGGUGGGCCUGGCUGGGAACGCCCUGGUAGUGGUGGUCUACACAUCAAAGGUGCGCCUACGAACCCUGACAGACGUGUGCAUCCUUAACCUUGCCAUUUCGGACCUGCUGCUUCUCUUUACCCUGCCUUUCUGGGCGGCCGACGCUGUCCACGGCUGGAGGUUGGGUUCAGCAGCCUGCAAGCUCACCUCCUUCCUCUACAGUACCAACUUCAGCUGUGGCAUGCUGCUACUGGCGUGCAUCAGCGUAGAUCGCUACUGUGCUGUGACCCACAAUCCAACGGGCAGGACUGGAACAGGUCCCCGCAUUAGGAGACAGUGGCUCCUGGUGUGUGUAGUGUUGUGGGCUGCAGCCAGUGUUCUGGGCCUUCCGGAACUUGUCUUCUCCACAGUGAAGCACACCCAUCACAGGAUGGCCUGUACAGCCGUCUACCCUCCCAGCAUGGCCCGACCUGCAAAGGCUGCCCUGGAGCUGCUGGAGGUGACCCUUCGAUUCUUGCUACCCUUCUUGGUAAUGGUGGUGUGCUACAGCUGCAUAGGGCGGGUGCUGAGCCGGGCAGCUGGGGUGCGGAGGGAUCGGAAGUGGCGUGCCUUGCGGGUCCUGCUGGCUGUGGUGGCUGUGUUCCUGCUCACCCAGUUGCCCUACAACAUGGUCAAGCUGUACCGGGCGAUGGACAUCAUCUACAUCCUCGUGACCGACUGUGACGUCAGCAAGAGCCUGGAUCGUGCUCUCCAAGUCACAGAGGGCCUGGCGCUGACCCACGCCUGCAUAAACCCUGUCCUCUACGCCUUCAUCGGCUCCUCCUUCAGGGGACACGUCCUCAAGGCUGCCAAGCGCCUUGGGCAGCGCCUUGGGAGACACCCGAGACACGUCAACGAGGAGCCGGCGGUGGAGAUUGCACUCAACAUGCGCACUCAAACGCAAUCCCAGUCCGGUUCAGAAGACCAAGACACCAGCACCUUUACUAUUUAAGACUCAAAACAUGUAUCCAUGUCUGUGUAAGCACCUAUACAAAAUGAUACUUCUAUGUGUUAUUUGUCUUCUAUGUUCAUGAUAAUAUCAGACGUAAAGUAUCAUUUUACUAUUAUACAAGAUAGACGCUGAUGACCAGAAAUAUUAACUCAGAAUGUAACUAAUAUGUAUAUACAGCAAGUUUAUGUGCACUAGCUAAGCAAAGUAUUUUGUAUGAAUUAUGUAUUUUGUUAAAUAAAAGAACAAAGAUCUUCAGUGAUGCACAUCAACAAGCAACUGUUGCAAUUAAAUGCAGCUGAAAGUCAAGAUGCUCUGAGCGCUUCUCUCUGCUCACGACAAAUCCAGUUCAACCUUACGGUCUGCGCUGCCUUCCAUGAGAUCAUCUGCGUCGCAUUUUAUUACAUCCCGUGGCUUCGGGUAGAGAUGACGGAUGGCUCUAUUGCGCAGUGGGUGACCCAUUGUGGAGAAAAACAUUUGGCAAAGAUAAAACAGCACACAGCAUGAAGGGGUCCUUCAUGUUGUCAAACUGGGAGACAGGAAAGCGGCAUGUUCCUCAGAGGAGCCUCAAGCGUGACUGGUGUUUUUAUUCACUCUUUUUAUUUCAGUAAUACGAGCUACAAAGAGAUAAUGUUUUGCAGUGGAGUGCGAUCCGCAGUUCUGAAAUUACAUUUUAGUGUUGUAUCAAUGCUCUCUCCAGGCUGCUACUUACUCAAAGCCAUCAUGUAAUGCUACGCUCAAGCUAACCUAAUACAGUGACCACAUACAAAAUCCAGGCUCGGAGCGCUGGAUGGCCACAGUCCAAGAGUUAACGGUGCUUUAUUCAGGCCUGUUUACACUGCUGCAGCUGUGACAGAGAAGGGACAGCUCCAUUUGGCAAACCCUCCAGACCUGUCCACCACAGAUGACUUUUAAGCUUUUCAAUGUUUACCAUUGAAAACAUCCUCUUUCAACUGUAAUGGCUCACAGUUUGGAUGCGUGGGAGCCGGACUCUACGCAAGGCAUGAACGAGGUGUGUCUGGCGACAGAGACAAAAGUUUAGGCUACAGUUUCAACAGCAGUCUCCGAGAGGGAGAGGAGGAAUGACCGUGUCUCCAGGAAAAACAAGUAUUGAGUUGCACGUCAAGAGAUUAAAUGAGCCAACAAAAAUGUUUUCGUUCCUGUGUGACCCCUUUUAGUUGUGUAUGAAUAAGCCAUCGUAAACUCUCUACAUUAUGCUUUGCAUUUGAGUUCAUUGUAUUCUG
Chelmon rostratus (copperband butterflyfish) is the source of this 2516-nucleotide messenger RNA. It is a transcript of the gene ackr4b, whose product is annotated as atypical chemokine receptor 4b. Gene Ontology annotation, cellular component: membrane. The transcript is spliced from 2 exons. Gene Ontology annotation, molecular function: chemokine receptor activity; chemokine binding; scavenger receptor activity. The record is from RefSeq and is a predicted model, not a curated record. Gene Ontology annotation, biological process: immune response; chemotaxis; G protein-coupled receptor signaling pathway. Bases 163 to 1275 code for a protein of 370 amino acids. NCBI's taxonomy places the organism in Eukaryota, Metazoa, Chordata, Actinopteri, Chaetodontiformes, Chaetodontidae.